AUGCCAUCGAAUGUCACACGCGGAAAUCGCAGGAUCAUAUGCGCCAACCGUAGUGCAUCUAUCCCAACAGACAAGGAAAUUGAACCUGUCGAGUUCCUCGGUCCUAUUUACGGCGUAUCGGAAGCAACCAGGCACACGAUGGGCAAACAGAAGCUUGUGAGUUCACAACUUGUGGUCUCUACCUUGCGAUCAACACAUUCAAGAAGUAGCAGCAUACUUGGAUAUGAAACUUCAGGACCGGGUUUGGAAAUGCAUCCACCAGUGGAAAUUCACCAACGUUCACAUGAGGAUAGUCUGAUAUUUCAACGUGCAGACCAAAUCCGAGCACAGGAACUGGGAUGA
Messenger RNA from Opisthorchis viverrini, 342 nucleotides. RefSeq lists its product as hypothetical. The record is from RefSeq and is a predicted model, not a curated record. Lineage: Eukaryota; Metazoa; Platyhelminthes; Trematoda; Opisthorchiida; Opisthorchiidae. Bases 1 to 342 code for a protein of 113 amino acids. The transcript is spliced from 2 exons.